Messenger RNA from Neocloeon triangulifer, 744 nucleotides. RefSeq names its product apolipoprotein D-like. NCBI's taxonomy places the organism in Eukaryota, Metazoa, Arthropoda, Insecta, Ephemeroptera, Baetidae. Bases 61 to 639 code for a protein of 192 amino acids. The record is from RefSeq and is a predicted model, not a curated record. The transcript has 3 exons.
GGCCACCUUAUCCGAGUGCAUCCACACUGACCGUCUACAGGGAACAUCAGCAGUCCGAUCAUGCUGAAAUUCUGCGUCCUCCUGUUCGCCGCCCUCUCGGCCGUCCAGGCCUUCGACAGAUGUCCGUAUUUCUCUGCCAAAACACCAUUCGAUCCUUCGAAGUUCGCCGGUCAGUGGCAGAUGGUGGGCUACAACGAACGCGCCGAUCACCCAGAGGUCACGCGCUGUCUUAAGGUCGACAUUGUGACUGCUGAGACCGAGGGCAAAACGUCCGUCACCUACAACUACGACUACAUUGAGAACGACAAGCCCAAGAAGGCCCAAAUCCUGUCACAGACCUUCAAGCCUGGUUUCCCUGGACUCUUCUACGGAGUGUGGAAGAGCGAGGAUCUCACCAAGUGGUCUGAACCUUACGUGACCAGCAUUCUUGCCACCGACUACGAGCACUACGCUUUGAUCGCCGCCUGUGCCCCUACCUAUGAUGCCGAGAACAAGACUUUCGGCAGGUCGUUGUACACUCAGAUCCUCAGCAGAACAGGCACCCUGAGUGACGACACCUACAACACCCUGAAGAACGUGCUCAGCAGCUAUGACGUCAACAUUGACUCCAUCAAACUCAUGGAGCAGACCAACUGCUAAAGUUUGGCUCCAACGUCUUGCCAAAAGCUACGAAAAGUGCAUUUUCUCCAGCAACUGCCGAUAAAAAAAAAAGAAAUGAAAAAUAAAUAAGAAUCGUUAAGAAAU